ACCCCCGCACGCAGGCGUGCGCGCCCCGGCUCGAGGAUCCGUGCGCGCUCCCGCCCGCCCUCCCUCCCUCCGGGGUUGAGGCGGCUCCGGGGCCCGCCCGACAUCUCUCCAUCCCCGACGGAAGGAGCAGAACGGCAACUAGGGAUGCUUCCGCCCGGAGGCGAAGGAGCGGCGGCGGCCAAGGGCAUCCGCGCUGAGGAGGACAUGGCGGCAAUGCGGACCUAAAGAUGGAAAGAUCUGGGAGAGGAGGUGGAGGUGGAGGCAGGAGUGCUGGAGGGGGCUCCGGUGUCAGCAGAAGUGGCCUUUAUGCCCAGGCCCAGCAGUCCCCGUGUCCACACUACCCCCCACCCACCGGCACUCCCGUCUGCCAAACUGGAACCGCCGUGGAGAUCCAGGAGCUGGCCUCAAAGCGGGUGGACAUCCAGAAGAAGAGGUUCUACCUCGAUGUCAAGCAGAGUCCCCGCGGCAGAUUCCUGAAGAUCGCAGAGGUCUGGAUAGGCCGCGGCCGACAGGACAACAUCCGCAAGAGCAAACUGACCCUCUCGCUGUCCGUGGCGGCGGAGCUGAAGGAGUGCCUGGGGGACUUCAUCGAGCACUACGCCCACCUGGGCCUGAAAGCCCACCGGCUAGAGCACGGCCACGACCGAGAGCACGAUGCCAGGAGGCGACCACAGCCCUCAGCACCGUCCCCGCCGGCUUCCGUGGUGUCUGAGGAGCACCCUCACAGCGUUCUCAAGACAGACUACAUCGAAAGAGACAAUAGGAAGUACUAUCUGGACCUGAAGGAAAACCAGCGGGGACGUUUCCUCAGGAUUAGGCAGACCCUGACCCGAGGCCCCGGAGGGAUGGGUUACUUUGGGCACACUUUGGGCCAAGAACAAACGAUUGUCCUUCCAGCCCAGGGAAUGAUUGAGUUCAGGGAUGCCUUGGUCCAGCUCAUCGAAGAUUAUGGUGACAGUGACCUAGAAGAACCCCAGAGAGGAGGGGAAGAGGAGCCCCUCGAGCUCCCAGAGGGUACAUCCUUCAGGGUGGACAACAAGAGGUUCUACUUUGAUGUGGGCUCCAACCGCUAUGGCGUUUUCCUGAAGGUAAGUGAGGUGAGACCCCCUUACCGUAACACCAUUACUGUUCCCUACAAAGCGUGGACACGGUUUGGGGAGAAUUUUAUCAAGUAUGAAGAGGAAAUGAGGAGAAUUUGCAGCAGCCAUAAAGAACAGAGAAUGGAUGUCAGAAGGGACAGUGGCGAAGAGCAAGAAGGUCUCGACUAGAGGACCAGUGAACUGUCUGUCUGUCCUCCAUCUGUCGUGAUUUGGAGAAGCGUUCCUUCCUUUGGGGGCCCCUCCUUGCCCUUUACACCUCCUGUCCCUCCACUUUCAGGAAUCUGGCUAUCCUAGUUAUACUACAUAGAACCCAGUAGAAGCCUCCCAGGGAGGUCAUGGGGGAAUUCCAGCCUUCCCAAAGCUGCAUCCUUGGCAGCUUCAAGCGCUCAAGACUCUUGACCCAGGCAGGUCAGCACAGUGAUGACAUUCUGACCUAUAGGUUAGAGGCAAGGCUUACAUUGAUUGCACUAUUACCCAGUCCCAAGAAGACACUUGAGCCUGCUGUGGAAGGCUGGGCUUUCUACCUGACAGGUUUCCCAAAAGGAGGAUUUAGGGAAAAGCUGCUAGGAUAAAUUGUAGGGAAUUUGCCAGCAGAACAAAACUGAACUACCCAUAGUCUGCAUUGAUGCUUUCAAGGAAACAGAAAUCUUAAAAUGGUUCAUUGGCCACUAAGUCUGAAAUGUUUAUACUACUUAAGGGUAGAGAUCUUGUGAGCCACCCAACUCUUUAGGAAGUUCAUUGACAUAUUAUAUUGGAUGAGAUUGAAUGCCGUAGUAUUCUGUGAUUGCAUCAUUCUGGGCUCAGCGUGCCCUUGACACACACCACCACAAAGCCACAGAGGAGAAGGAAAGUGUGAGCCCGAGCUGGUGGAAACCAGCCCAGUAGUCAGUCACAGGAUGGAUGUCUUAGAAGGAUGCCCUUCUAUGGGAACUGUGUAAGAUGAGAUGGAUAUUUUUAACGGUUUUCCAAAUUACAGAAAAAUAUUUUUAUAUCCCCAUUGGGGGUAGAGGAACACUCCAGCUCAUGGCUUUGUGGUGGGAAUGUAGGCAUUGAGCAUUUUGUGCUAGCCUGAGGAGUUUGAGGCUUUUCUUCUCAGAUGUUAGCUAGCCGAUGGUUUCAGGGUUGAAAGUAUCAUUUUAGGCUUCUCCUUAGAAAGAAUAGUUAAGGGUUGGGCAAACCACUUAGCUGAAAGAUGCAGAAAUCCAUACGUCAUUACAGACUUGAGUAGCACCUUUGUGAUUCAGCUGAUGAGGCUGUCUCAACACUUCCAAUAGAAACGUGUCAUGUACAGGCUGGCUGCAUCCAGAAAAAGGAUUUCCCCCAGACUGUGUGCCACCGUGGAAGAAGGUUAUUUAAAGCUUGGUUGUAGGCACAUUUCAAAGCAAAAAAAUGAGGUGCUUUUUGUAAUUCUUUAAAAGGUUUUCUUUACAGAAGAUCUACCCCUUUUAUCUAUUUUUAGUAUUAAUUUCGAGAAAGCAACUUUUCAUCACCUAAUUGAUUUUUUUCAACAAGUGAGAACACAGUACAUGUGUGCUCCAACCAGCUUUCUUUUAAUUGAAUGAAAUUCCAUCUCUCAAGCUGCAUUUUCUUGUGAAUGAAAUGAUUGCCCAUUAUCUUGGCUUUAUUCUGCUCCCACAUCAUCUAAGAGCCAAACACUGAUUUCAAUCUCCAGAAUCAGUUCUCCCAGAUCUCUGUGAGAGCUGGUUUCAGGGAUUAAAAACAGGACAUGGCUUUUAGCAUAUGUGAUUUAUUGAAAUCUAAAAUAAUGUAACAAAAAAAGUUUUGCACUAAAGUUGCCCCAAAAUGCACUUCAGUAAAUGUAAUCAGAAAAUAUCACAGUUCUGAUGGAAAUAGGAGAAUCGAGAGGGAAAUGGAGACAGUUCCUUUCUGUGACCCAGCAGUGCUUUAGGGCACUGGGGAUCGGGGACAAAUACUGUCUGUUGCAAAGGGACCUUCAUGAGCUCAGUGCAUGUCACUGGACCGUCUGGAUCUCUUUGAAGCUGCUGACAAUUAGAAGGUAAUAGUAGCACCUUGAGCUCCUGAUACGCAUGGUGGAGGUCGAAGAUCUCCAAGGAGCAAGGCUGUUUUCAAGAAGCCGCAAAUGUGAGUAGAAAGAUUCUGUGGCUUUGCUUAAAGUCCAGUGCUGUACACUUGGACCUUUGGCUACGCAAGGCCCCAAGCCGCUGGGACAACUUGUCAGAUUGCAGCCCCCUCCGCUGGGGGUGGCCCACCACAGCGGGAGGCCUGGGCCGGCCCAGCCUGGCAGGCAUUCCUACCUAAAGUUGUCUCUUUCAGUGUUCCAGUCUAAAGUGUGUGGUGUCGACUGAUAGUAAACACUUCCUCUCUUGGUUUUCAUUAGUCUGAUACAGAGGAAGUAUCUGUGCACCAAUGCAAAUGCUUGUAAUUAGUGUUCUUGUUGGCAUCAUUUUGCACCAGGUUUUUCUUUAGGAUAAUUAUAUAAUGGAUUAGUUGAGCAAAUAACAUUCCAACAUGGAUACAUCCUAUACAAGGAAAAAAGUCAUCUGAGAGCGUUCAGUUGGACUGAUGAGUUUCAACUGUCAUGGUCUAGUUAUAGCCAACCUAUUGAAUAUUCUGUAAACUAAAUAAUGUGUGUAACUAUUUAAUCCUUUUAUUUCUUUUUCCCAUAAGUUAUAUUUCUUUGAAAAAUGAAGGGAAAUGGUGUUUUUAUAAGGAAGACCUAGGAAGUCACUAGCCACAGGCUCACAAAAUCCAAUUCAGAAUUCUGAUGCCAAGGCACCUACCUAUUGCCAGGUAUCUCCUAAAAUGAGCUAUUACAUUGGCAUGUGCAAUACACAUUUUAUUUGUUGUCAUUUAUCAUUUUGACAUGGAUUUGUACAAAAGAAGGGGAACCCCUGCCUUGAAGACAUUCAGUUUUAAAGGUGCCUGGAUUUCAGAGGGCCCAAAAGCGCAUUUCUGUUUGGAACCUGCUGCAUUUACUCUUUUUCAAAACCAAAACCACUUGUUCUCUGUGCAGUCCAAAAGCACUUGAUAUUUAUUUGCACAUUGGAAUCCAAGGAGGAAAAGUCCAAAUGUAAGAACAUGAGCUUAUAGGGUUAGAUUUGAAAACGGUUCUUCCCCACCUCUGGUCUAUGAUAUGGUGGCAGCAGCAGAGGAAGGAGCAUUGCCAUGUCCUGGGGUGUUCAACUUCAGCUGUUUUGCAAAUCGUUUUCAUUGUUUAAACCCCAAGUCCAUGUCCCUUAAACUUGAGUAAAACACAAGCGUAUUUGCACUAAAGAACAUGGCCAAAAAUGAAAUCAAAGCUAGGACAGGGUGGAGACAAGUAAUUGGAACCUCUUGAAAUAAUUGGUUCUUUAGAAAAAUUUCACAUUCAAUCCCCCACCUCUAUUUUAAAUCUGUACGGUCCAGGCAGAAACGUCUGCCCUUUCACUGAUUUAACAAUUUAAUAAUGAUAAUGCACUUUACCUUUUGUAUAUAAUGUGUACAUUGCUGCUGCCUGAUGGAUGGAACGUGCUUUGGUAGAACUAUCUAGUCAGUGUCUAUGUAGAGUGUUCUUUUGCAUGUAGAUGUUUUCUUAGUAUUAUUGUAAUCACUUGAGCCCAGUGAAUUGGUGUCAUAGAGAAGGGCAGAAAAAAAAAUUACAAACAAAUCUCAAACUAUUUAUAAUGAAUUUUAAAGUAGUCUUAAUAUCUGUAUUCAUAAAGGCUCAGAACCAAUAAAAAACAAAUUCUUACUCGGUUUAGUAUUAUAACAUUGCUCAUUAAGGAUUCCCCCAAAUUAAUUUUGGUGGAUUUCUCUAAGCCGUCCUAGUGUUGAUGAUCAUUCCAAGUCAGGUUGUCCUUCUUUCCCCUUCUGGUGAAAAUGCAAAGUCUAUUAACAGUGUUCUUGUUGAUUGUAACUGGAGGGAACUGCUGCCAGAAAGGUACGCUGUGCUAUAUUAAAUUCUUAAGGUUACCAGUGAAGCAGUGUCCAGAAAACACUUACCCGAUCGUCAGAAAAAGUGAGUGGUCACAUUCAAGAAAUGCAAAAACAUAGCUAAAAUUGGUCAAAAUCAUUCCAUGCUUUUUCCAAAUUGGCACAAAUUGGCCUUUGCUUCAAAUCCCAGUGCUGGGGAUUGCCCUGAGGCCCCUUUCCAUUCUGAUUUCUGUGUGAAAUGUACAGUUGAAAAACGGGAUAAAUGUUACUUCACAGCUAUGUACUUUUCCAAGAAAGAAACAGCGUUUCUUCCUGGCUUUUGAUCAAAGGGGCGCUACAUGCCUACAUUUGUUAUAUGUCUGUAUGUAUAUAAGUACAUAUUUAUGAAUAGGCAUACUAUUUUAAACUAUAUUUCUAUGUGUUUAUAUUGUAGUUUUGCAAAUUUUUCAGUAAAACAAUCAAUUUAGCUGAGCUGCACAAUUUAAAGAUGAGGAAAGAAAACCUCUUAGAGAUACUUAGUUUUAAAAAACAGCUUUAUAUCACAAAAGGUCAUACAUAUAUUAUUUGCCAUCUCUUUAAAAUUUUUUUGUAAUUCAUUUGUAAUUUGGGGGGAAUAGAACUCUUUUUGGAAUUUGGAAAAGGAAUGUGAUGGUUUUCUAAAAACAGUUUUUAGUGAGUUUUUUAAAACUUAAUGUCUACAUAUCUUUCAUAGGAAAUACAGUUUUAAAACCCUUUUCCUAGCUUUAUAAAUGAGGGUUUGCUGUAGCUCCCCAUACUGUUCCAAGUCUGUCUUUAUAUGCCAAAAAACUGUGAGUAUUUGGCAGGGUAAAAUCAUUUCAAGAUCCAAAAUAAACUAGAGAAUUUUAAA
Messenger RNA from Antechinus flavipes (yellow-footed antechinus), 5862 nucleotides. It is a transcript of the gene PURG, whose product is annotated as purine rich element binding protein G. Gene Ontology annotation, biological process: regulation of transcription by RNA polymerase II. Bases 228 to 1268 code for a protein of 346 amino acids. Gene Ontology annotation, molecular function: DNA-binding transcription factor activity, RNA polymerase II-specific; RNA polymerase II transcription regulatory region sequence-specific DNA binding; purine-rich negative regulatory element binding. The transcript is spliced from 2 exons. Gene Ontology annotation, cellular component: nucleus. Lineage: Eukaryota; Metazoa; Chordata; Mammalia; Dasyuromorphia; Dasyuridae. The record is from RefSeq and is a predicted model, not a curated record.